Molecule: messenger RNA, 2351 nt
Organism: Oncorhynchus tshawytscha (Chinook salmon)
Lineage: Eukaryota; Metazoa; Chordata; Actinopteri; Salmoniformes; Salmonidae
Product: teleost multiple tissue opsin 2b
Exons: 4
Coding region: 763-1905 (380 amino acids)
Biological process (GO): visual perception; G protein-coupled receptor signaling pathway
Cellular component (GO): membrane; photoreceptor outer segment
Molecular function (GO): G protein-coupled receptor activity
Source: RefSeq, a predicted model, not a curated record
UCACUGAUCACUAAAUUCAACAGUAGCAAAGGAGCGAGGUACACAAGAACUGAAGAUGGGAUUUAGAUCACAAAGACAAAAGAGAGCCAAUUUUUUACAGUCGCCUGGCCAUUGAAUCAAAAAAUAGAAAUUGUAUGCUAUCUUGAACAAAAACAUAAAAUUGUAGGCUAAAUCUAAAAGUAUUUGGCAAGAAAUCUGCCAAAUUAAGAUAAAUGGUUAAUGCGCUCUUAAUGUAUGUCGGUCAGCGAUAAUAUAAUGAACAAUAAUUAAUCAUGUAUUUUAGUAAUUUCCUAGCAAUUGGGAACAGUGUGUGCACACCCCGGGAUUGCCUUGCACCCUCGCCACGCAGUUGAGAUAUCACCUCCUCCAAUCUUCAAUAGACUUGAUGGGACACAGUAUCACCACAAGUAUGUUGUUAGCUUGCACUUGUAAGAACGUUAUUUGAAAAACACAUUUUUUCCCCCAGUGAAACUCAAAGCUAGAGAAAACUACCGCCGCGCAGUAGUCUAGUGGAUGUGUUUUUGACGUAACAAAACUGUACUGAUGGAAAGAGUAAUAUUUCACCGUGAUUAACGGGACAAGCUGUAGACUAGUCUAUUAAACUGAGGUCUGGACAUUAUGUGAAGGGCUGACAUGGGGGCGAGAGAUAGAGAGACACAUGGCCAGGCAAUGAUGGUAUGAGCUCCGCGCGCACUGCAUGCCCCAACUCAGCCAAACGUCUCCCAGCCUGAGUAAUAUGAGCGUUCGUGAACAUCAUCCAGGAUGUUUUCUGAUCUGGCUGGCCUCAACUACACCUACAACGUGAGCGACGACCCGUUCCGUUUCCUGGACCGGGAGUGGCGCGACGAUCCGAAAGAGACUCUGUCCAGGACUGGCUUCAUCGUGCUCUCUGUGUUCCUGGGCUUGAUCAUGACCUUCGGCUUCCUCAACAACUUCGUCGUACUGCUUCUCUUCUGCAAGUUUAAAACUCUGCGUACUCCGGUCAACAUGCUCCUACUCAACAUCAGCGUGAGCGACAUGCUGGUGUGCACGUUCGGCACCACGCUCAGCUUCACCUCCAGUAUCAAGGGAAAGUGGCUCCUGGGCCGCCACGGCUGCUUGUGGUAUGGCUUCAUCAACUCCUGCUUCGGUAUCGUGUCGUUGAUCUCCCUGGUGGUCCUUUCAUAUGACCGCUACAGUACCCUGACUGUGUACAACAAGCGUGGUCCUGACUACCGCAAGCCCCUGCUGGCCGUGGGGGGCUCCUGGCUGUACUCCCUGAUCUGGACGGUGCCCCCCCUGCUAGGCUGGAGUAGCUACGACCUGGAGGGGGCCGGCACCAGCUGCUCCGUGUCCUGGACCCUGAGGACGGCUCAGUCCCACGCCUACAUCAUCUGUCUGUUCGUCUUCUGCCUGGGCCUGCCCAUCGUCAUCAUGGUCUACUGCUACUGUCGGCUACUGUGGGCAGUCAAACAGGUGGGUAAGAUCCGUAAGACUGCGGCACGGCGGAGAGAGCACCACAUCCUGUUUAUGGUGCUGACCACAGUGGUGUGUUAUAUACUGUGCUGGAUGCCCUAUGGCGUGGUGGCCAUGAUGGCCACAUUCGGCCGGCCCGGCAUCAUCACCCCCGUGGCCGCCGUGGUACCCUCCCUCCUGGCCAAGAGUAGCACCGUCAUCAACCCUAUCAUCUACAUCCUCAUGAACAAACAGUUCUACAGGUGUUUCCUGAUCCUGUUCCGGUGUGAACGGCGCUCCACGGAGAACGGCCUCUCCUCCAUGCCCUCCAAGACCACCGUCAUCCAGCUCAACCGGCGUGUCUACAGCAACACGGUGGCGUGCACCGCCCAGGUCUCCACUGGUAUCCACAACCAUGGCUGCAGCACCCUGGCCACUGAGCGCAACAACCCUCCCGAGGUCACUUCCUGAGCAGGCACGCCGGGAUGACCAACGGGGAAGAGUGAAUGAUGACCGUUGGAUGAUGAUGAUACAGUAGCUAGCUAGCUGAGCGGUGUACUGUGCAAACCAAUAGACCAUCACAACGUGAAUGCUCCGAGCCCCAUGCAUAAAUACCCUCGGGGGUCUCUCCUCUGCUCGUGCCCAGCCACUUCGAUUUGUUUACUGAUCGCUGUGUUUACCUGUGCAUGUGUGUGGAUGUGGGAGAGAAAUUGUCCAUGUGUGUGCAAGAGAAAGUAAGUUUAUGUGAGUGUAUGGGGAGGAGGGUGUAAUAUAGUGAGCAUGUGUCCUGCAUGCAUAAGAGGAAGUGUGUGUAUCUCUGUGUAUGUGUGUGCAUGUGUGUGUGUAUGAAUUCUGUGUGUGUGUAGGAAUUCUGUGUAUGUGUGUAUGAAAUUUGUGUCUGUGUGUGGCUGUGAAUU